This is a messenger RNA of Plasmopara halstedii, 4107 nucleotides long. RefSeq names its product atp-binding cassette superfamily. The record is from RefSeq and is a predicted model, not a curated record. Gene Ontology annotation, cellular component: membrane. Bases 1 to 4107 code for a protein of 1368 amino acids. NCBI's taxonomy places the organism in Eukaryota, Oomycota, Peronosporomycetes, Peronosporales, Peronosporaceae. The transcript has a single exon. Gene Ontology annotation, molecular function: ABC-type transporter activity; ATP binding; ATP hydrolysis activity.
AUGUCCUCGGGCCCAGAAAAAACGCCUGGGCACGAGUCUGGUGCGGCUCUCAUGGCAUAUGGACCAGAGGUGCUACACAACUACGUUGCAACGCGCUUUGAGGCGGCAUUAGGUCGUACGAUGCCACAGAUGGAAGUGCGCUUUGACAACUUGUCAAUUUCUGCCGAUGUAGUGGUCAUUGAAGAGGAUGAAAACAAGACGGAGUUACCAACAUUAUUAAACACAAUCAAGAAGAGUCUUGUCAAGCUGUCUGCCAAAAAGCAUGUUGUUCGAAAGGAAAUUCUACGCAAUGUUAGCGGUGUAUUCAAACCAGGUACUAUCACACUGGUAUUGGGCCAGCCUGGUUCUGGAAAAUCGUCGCUUAUGAAGAUACUUAGUGGACGCUUUCCACUUGAAAAAAAUGUAACAAUUGAGGGAGAGAUCACAUACAAUGGAGUGACUCAGAACGAGAUGAAGCGCCGUCUACCACAAUUUGUAGCGUAUGUGACCCAGCGUGACAAGCACUUUCCGACAUUGACGGUCAAGGAGACACUUGAUUACGCCCAUCGGUUCUGUGGCGGCGACAUGUCGAAACGUGCAAAAGAAAAGCUGUCUAAAGGUACCCCAGAGGCCAACAAAGCGGCUAUAGAAGCGGCACAAGCACUUUUCGCGCAUUAUCCCGAUGUUGUGAUUCAACAGCUUGGUCUAGAGAAUUGUCAAGAUACGAUCGUAGGCAAUGGCAUGAUGCGUGGUGUCUCUGGCGGUGAGCGUAAGCGUGUGACGACAGGUGAAAUGGAAUUUGGCAUGAAGUACGUGACUUUAAUGGAUGAAAUCAGUACAGGCCUUGACAGUGCAGCAACGUAUGACAUUAUCAAGACACAACGCAGCAUUGCCAAGAGACUUAAAAAAACGGUAAUUAUUGCAUUACUGCAACCCGCCCCCGAAGUGUUUGAAUUGUUUGAUGACGUGAUUAUUUUAAAUGAGGGAGAAAUUAUGUACCAUGGACCACGGGAACAGAUUGUGAGUCAUUUUGAAAGUUUAGGCUUCGAAUGUCCACCAGAGCGCGACAUUGCUGACUAUCUCUUGGAUCUCGGCACAAAUCAACAGUACAAAUAUGAAGUACCAUUACACUCCGAAAUUGCACACCACCCUCGGCUCGCAAGAGAGUUCGCCGAGCACUACCGUCGCUCGAGUAUCUACAACAACAUGUUGAAAGCACUUAAAGCUCCGUACGAUCCGAAAUUACUAGAAUACAAGAGCAUUGACAUUGAUCCAAUGCCCGAAUUCCAUCAAACAUUCUGGGAUAACACACUGACACUGAUGGAACGUCAGCAAAAGUUAACAAUGCGCAACACGGCGUUUCUUAAAGGUCGUGGCAUUAUGGUCGUUGUCAUGGGAUUAGUCAACGCUUCGACAUUCUGGAAAGUGGACCCAACGAACGUCCAAGUGCUGCUGGGUGUGCUCUUCCAGGCAGUACUGUUCCUGUCGCUGGGCCAGGCGUCGCAGAUCCCGACGUAUUUGACUGCACGGGAUAUCUUCUACAAACAUCGAAGUGCCAACUUCUAUCGAACAGCGUCGUAUGUCCUCUCAUACUCAGUGGCUCAAUUACCAAUGGCAUUCGCCGAGACAGUCGUGUUUGGUCCAAUUGUAUACUGGCUGUGUGGUUUCGUGGCUUCAGCGACCGCAUUUACUAUCUACCUGAUCAUGCUGUUUCUCACCAAUCUGGCAUUCGCUGCUUGGUUCUUCUUUAUUGCGUCGAUCUCGCCAGAUCUGCACAUUUCAAAGCCAGUUGCGAUGGUAACGAUUCUUUUCUUCGUUCUAUUCGCAGGAUUUAUCGUAGCCAAAAGCCAAAUGCCCGAUUGGCUCGUGUGGAUUUAUUGGAUUGACCCGAUCGCGUGGUGUCUGCGGGCCUUAGCCGUGAAUCAGUACCGCUCGCCAACAUUUGAGGUGUGUGUUUACAACGGAAUAGACUAUUGCACCGAAUUUGGUAUGUACAUGGGCGAGUACUAUCUGUCGACGUUCAACGUACCGUCAGCCAAGAUAUGGAUUACCUACGGUGUCAUCUUCAUGGUCGUGGCAUACGUGUUGUUCAUGUUUUUGGGCUGUUUAGUGCUCGAAACUAUCCGUUACGAGAGCCCGGAACAAACAACUUUGACCAAGAAGACAAACGACGAAAACGAGGCUGGCAGCUACGCUCUGCUCGCAACUCCAAAGAAAAGUACGGCAAAAGACGCUUUUACGGUCGAAGUAAAGGAGCGCGAGAUUAGUUUCACGCCGAUUACGGUAGCAUUCCAGGAUUUAUGGUACUCGGUUCCUAAUCCGAAGAACCCGAGCGAGAAUUUGGACCUGCUGAAGGGUGUUAGCGGCUAUGCGACGCCGGGCUCAAUGACAGCGCUUAUGGGAUCGUCUGGUGCCGGCAAAACCACAUUAAUGGAUGUGAUUGCUGGUAGAAAAACGGGUGGUACAAUCAAAGGAAAGAUCCUACUAAACGGGUACGAGGCAGACGACUUGGCUAUUCGACGAUGCACGGGUUAUUGCGAGCAGAUGGACAUUCACUCAGAAGCUUCGACAUUUCGCGAGGCAUUCACAUUUAGCGCGUUUCUACGCCAAGACAGCAGCGUGUCCGACAGCAAAAAGUACGACUCGGUAGACGAAGUACUGGAUUUAUUGGACAUGCGCGAUUUCGCAGACCAGAUUAUCCGUGGCAGCUCGGUGGAACAAAUGAAGCGUCUGACAAUAGGUGUUGAGCUGGCUGCGCAGCCCAGUGUGAUCUUUUUGGACGAACCUACGAGUGGAUUGGAUGCUCGUUCAGCCAAGCUAAUUAUGGACGGUGUUCGCAAAGUCGCGGACAGCGGGCGUACAAUAGUUUGCACGAUCCACCAACCCUCAACGGAGGUGUUUUACCUUUUCGAUAAGCUAUUACUAUUAAAGCGCGGCGGUGAGACGGUAUUCGUAGGAGAUUUGGGUAAAAAAUGCUCCAGACUUGUCAAUUAUUUUGAGUCAAUACCUGGAGUAGGUCCCCUUCCAAAUGGCUACAAUCCGGCGACGUGGAUGCUUGAGGUGAUUGGAGCUGGUGUGGGCCAUGCUGCCGGUACAACUGACUUUGUUCAGGUAUUUAAUCAGAGCGAAGAGAAGCGGAACCUGGAUGCAAGUCUAGCAGAGAAAGGUGUUACCAUCCCGUCAUCCCAUUUCCAAGAGUUGGUGUUCACCAAGAAGCGUGCCGCCAGCUCUGUAACGCAGGCACGGUUCCUCAUUAAACGCUUCAUGAACAUGUAUUGGCGCACACCAACGUACAACUUGACCCGUUUUAUCGUGACACUCUUAUUGGCGUUGGUGUUUGGCCUGAUGUUCCUGGAAUCUGAUUACACAAGCUACCAGGGCAUUAAUGGAGGUGUAGGUAUGGUAUUUAUGACGACGCUGUUCAAUGGUAUCGUGUCUUUCAAUAGCGUACUCCCUAUUUCGUGCGAAGAGCGUGAAUCAUUUUACCGAGAGCGUGCCGCACAGACUUACAACGCACUCUGGUAUUUUGUUGGCUCAACAUUGGUAGAAAUCCCGUAUGUCUUUGCAAAUGGCUUUCUCUUUACGUUUGUGUGGUAUUUCAUGGUUGGUUUUACCGGUCUCGGCUCGGCACUACUCUACUGGUUAAAUAUCUCGCUUCUGAUCUUGUUGCAAACGUAUAUGGGCCAGUUCCUGGCGUUCGCGUUACCAAGUGUUGAAGUCGCUGCUAUUAUUGGAGUAUUAAUGAAUUCGAUCUUUUUCCUCUUUAUGGGUUUUAACCCUCCUGCGAAUGCAAUUCCAAGCGGCUACAAAUGGCUGUACACCAUCACACCUCAACGUUAUCCGCUAGCCAUUCUUGGCUCAUUGGUAUUCGGACGAUGUGACGUAGAUCCGACGUGGAAUGAGAGCACGCAAGCGUAUGAGAACGUUGGGUCGCAGCUUGGAUGCCAGCCAAUCACGAAUUUACCAGUGUCGAUUGACCACAUGACGGUGAAAAGUUACGUCGGGUCUGUAUUUGGUAUGUACUAUUCAGACAUGUGGAAACAUUUUGGAUACGUUUUCAUCUUUAUCGCAGUAUUUCGCUUGUUUGCUCUCUUGUCUCUUCGUUUCCUUAACCACCAGAAGAGAUAA